AUGGGGUUUGUCCCGCUACGCAACCGCUUGACUGAGAAACAAGCCCCUUCAUCUAUGGUCACAUCAGAAUCUCCUGCCAUUACAUCUUCUGCUCCACGCUUUCUUCCAACGACAAACGAUGAUUUCUCCCAGGCCACAAAAGCCUUAUACGAAAGGGAAGUGGCACGAGGAGUUAGCGAAAAUGAGGAGAUAUUUGCUGGAGAAGAGACUAUCAGCACAUCUAAACCGAGUUGGGCGAAUAAGUAUAGGCCACGAAAGCCACGAUACUUCAACCGUGUGCAGAUGGGAUAUGAAUGGAACAAAUAUAACCAAACCCAUUAUGACUAUGAUGACCCUCCCCCAAAAGUUGUGCAGGGGUACAAAUUCAACAUCUUCUAUCCGGAUCUUAUUGACAAGGCAAAAGCCCCCACCUAUCGCAUCGAAAGAGAACAUGGUAGGAAACGAGGGCAGUCUUUUGCUCCCGCCGGAGAAGAAGACACAUGUCUACUCCGCUUCAUUGCCGGUCCACCUUAUGAAGAUUUGGCCUUCCGUAUCGUAGACAAGGAGUGGGACUACAGUGCAAAGCGAGAACGUGGGUUUAGGAGCACGUUUGAUAAAGGCAUUUUGCAACUUCAUUUCCAAUUUAAGAAGAUAUACUAUCGUAAAUGA
This is a messenger RNA of Trichophyton rubrum CBS 118892, 648 nucleotides long. RefSeq lists its product as uncharacterized. The transcript has 3 exons. Gene Ontology annotation, cellular component: spliceosomal complex; cytoplasm. Lineage: Eukaryota; Fungi; Ascomycota; Eurotiomycetes; Onygenales; Arthrodermataceae. Gene Ontology annotation, molecular function: protein binding. Bases 1 to 648 code for a protein of 215 amino acids. The record is from RefSeq and is a predicted model, not a curated record. Gene Ontology annotation, biological process: mRNA cis splicing, via spliceosome.